CUACGUGCAUCAUCGUUCUCGUUGGUAAUGGCUUCUUGGAAGAAAACCAUAACUUCUCCUAUUAGAAAGGCUUGCACAAUCUUCAACCAACACCCGAGAGACUCGAAGAAGUCCCACUCCGACUCCGACUCAGAGCAAGAGAAGCGAGUAGACGUGAGAGACCUGCAAGGAGAGGUGAUGGCAUGUGGGUAUGAAGACGUGCAAGUUAUGUGGUCUAUUUUAGACAAGACUAACUCUACUACUACCGCCGCCGCCGCCACCACCUCCACCGUCUAUAAUGUGUCUUCUUAAUCAUCGUCGUGGUGGUCGCCGUUGUCUCGGCCGUGGCCAAAAGAUUGUAGAUAACUCUUUUUCUCUAUUUCUCAAUCAGUUAUGAUUUCGUUUUGUUUAUAGGGAAGGAAUGAAUCCCCAUGAUUUGAAGAAGCUCUUAAUCAUGGUGAGACUUAUUACUCUUAGUUAAUGUAAAAAUGAAAUCUCUUUCCUCGUGGGAAAUGGAACCUCAUCUUUCUCGGUA
Molecule: messenger RNA, 514 nt
Organism: Cucurbita moschata (crookneck pumpkin)
Lineage: Eukaryota; Viridiplantae; Streptophyta; Magnoliopsida; Cucurbitales; Cucurbitaceae
Exons: 2
Coding region: 28-291 (87 amino acids)
Source: RefSeq, a predicted model, not a curated record